GGAAGAGCUAGCUCAGGCAGUCUCUGUCUUGUGGUUGGAUUCAGAGGGCAGCCUACUGGUUGAAUCCCUCCCCUGAGGACCGGGACUUCAGCUAUGAUCAGAGCAGACAUUUUUUAGGGGUUUACAAGGAGAUCAGGAUAAGGUAGUAAUAGGUUGGUGAACAGUUUGAGGACCAGAAUUUGUUCCUUUAGUUUUGAGGUGUAAAGUACAUCAACGUCCCAUCCUUGACAUCUGGUCCAGUGGCUUAGUUAACCAGUGUUGCAUCUGUUGGGAAGAGCUCGGGCUCCCUAGAGUCAGCUCUUGCUCUGUAGCUCCCUUAGGAGCAACUGUCAACAGAUCCAAGACUAAAGGGGCCCCAAGAUUCAAAGACUGCUCCAGUCUACUCUGGGGUUUCCAGCUGUUUUUCUUGGCCAGAUGAUCACACCCAUCGGGAUGCAGAUAGGGAGCAGGGAGCAGGAAGCAGGACAGUGAAGUCAGAUGAACUAGAGAGGAGGCAGAUCAGAUGUUACGGAGGACAUGAAAGUAAGCAUCAGCGGCCCAAACACUGGAGAGAGAACACCCGGAGAGGCAUCUUUUCAAGUGCAGGCUGUGCUGGGCAUGGGCUGGGCUGAAGCCUAGGCACACAGGCGCUAACAUCUGGACCUGGGAACAUGUCUGCCAACAAGGGCUGGUGGGUGCCACCUGAGGGUGAGGACAACCUGUCUGAGAAGUUCCUAAGGAAGACCAGGGAGUCUCCACUGGUGCCUAUAGGCCUAGGAGGCUGCCUGGUGGUAGCGGCGUACAGGAUUUACCGGCUGAAGGCUCGGGGUUCCACCAAGCUGUCCAUACAUCUGAUUCACACCCGAGUGGCAGCACAGGCAUGUGCCGUGGGUGCCAUCAUGCUAGGUGCCAUGUACACAAUGUACAGAGAUUAUAUGAAGAGGGUGUCAGAGGAUCCUGACAAGUAGAGGACUCCUGAGGUGGCAGGAUGGCCCAAUUUCCCAGCGGUCUCUAUAUGUGCCUAAUAAAGCCAUGUUGAAGAAA
Molecule: messenger RNA, 1023 nt
Organism: Peromyscus leucopus (white-footed mouse)
Lineage: Eukaryota; Metazoa; Chordata; Mammalia; Rodentia; Cricetidae
Gene: Higd1b
Product: HIG1 hypoxia inducible domain family member 1B
Exons: 4
Coding region: 651-947 (98 amino acids)
Biological process (GO): mitochondrial respirasome assembly
Cellular component (GO): mitochondrion
Source: RefSeq, a predicted model, not a curated record